AUGGCGUCGGCAACAGUUCUAACAGCGCAGCCCAUCUCCCUCGACCGCCUUCGAGUCAGCGAUUCUCUCGAAGAAGGCGCCCUGGCCGCCAAAGACGAAAAUGCAUCACCUCCAGACGUUCGACCACGCUGGUCGGAUCGAAUCCUAGCUCAAGGUCCCUGGGAUCAGACAGUGACUCCAGACAUGCUCAAAGGAGCAUCCAGCCUGCCGAUGCCAGUCGAGAUUAGCGACGCAGACUCUCUUACACCGUUCUUCAAUCAUCUAAAACAUGAUGGAAGCUAUGAGAGCGCUUCUCAUGCUACAGGCCAGAGCCAAUCGGCAGCCGAGCCCUACUACAACGUUCCGACCUUGGAGUUUGAUAAGGGAGUACUGUACGAAGACGGUCGGAUGGACCUGUGCAAGAUGGCUCUUGGUCCGCCGAAUAUCUCGACGCUCAUGCACAGUCUGCGCUCCAACAAGUUUGUGCGGCAUUUCCUGCUUGGUAAUAACAUCAUCGGACCAGCUGGAGCAAAUGCAAUCGCGGACUUUGUCCAGGAAUUCCCCAACCGCAUUGAUACCUGGUAUCUAGCCGGUAAUUGUAUAGACGGAGCAUCGUUUGCACGCUUGACUGAUGCACUGGUCAAGUCGCCUGCCGUGACAAAUCUCUGGCUUAAGAGGAAUCCUCUCGGUCCAGAGUCGGUUGAUUCCCUCUUCCGCCUGAUUACACAGACGCCAAAUCUGCGGACACUGGAUCUGGAUCAGACUGAGCUUGGCGAUGCAGGCGUUGCAGCUCUAUUCACUCGAUUGGCGGAAUACAUUCCUCCAACUCCCUUGUCAUUGAGAAUCCUGUACCUCUCCGCGACCGGUAUAUCCAGUGUCGCAUGUGAGGCAAUUUCCAGGUAUCUGGCCUCUCCGCAUUGCUCCCUUACCUCUUUGUAUGUGUCCAGCAAUCCGAUCGGCGAUGCAGGGGCAAAAGCGCUUGCCAAAGGGCUGCAACAGAAUAAGACACUGCAACGUCUUUGUCUGCAAUCAGUUGGCCUCACGGACGAAGGAGCCACUGCAUUGAUUUCGUCUCUGCAAGGUCAUCCUGCAUUGGAGACUCUCGAUAUCAGCCAGUCCUAUUCCACGCAGGAUUUGAAUGCCAGAUUCAAUUACCUAUCCGCGGAAUGCACAAUCAACGCACUGUGCUCCCUUGUGACUUCAUCGACGCCUCUCUCCUACCUCGCCCUCGGUCCCCAACCCUUUUGCACCACGACCGCCUUGCCUCUGAUGGCUGCUGCGCAAGAGUCCAAAACGAUCUUGUAUCUCUCCCUCAAGCCGCUCAUUCCGUCGCGGUCAACCCCGAAAGACAAUUCGCGGUUUGCUAGUGCAUCCAAGGCGCUGCGAACGCAUACCCUGAGCAACAUCCGCGCGCACUACGGCAAGCCGACCAUGAUUCAUGAAGAGUGGGAGGCUGACCUCAAACGGUGGUGCGUUAGCGACGAGAUCAGCGUGCGGAAAAUUGACAGCGUGUACCGCAAUCGGGCGGCGCAAAAGGCGCGCAGGGGCGAGGAAGUUUUGCGGAAACAGUGGGCUGACGAGGAGAGGGGGGUUCUUGACGGAGUGAUGCAGGCGUCAUGA
This is a messenger RNA of Aspergillus fischeri NRRL 181, 1599 nucleotides long. RefSeq lists its product as uncharacterized. The transcript is spliced from 2 exons. Bases 1 to 1599 code for a protein of 532 amino acids. Lineage: Eukaryota; Fungi; Ascomycota; Eurotiomycetes; Eurotiales; Aspergillaceae. Gene Ontology annotation, molecular function: protein binding. The record is from RefSeq and is a predicted model, not a curated record.